AUGGCAUAUGUGUAUGUUUAUACUUAUAUAUAUAUACAUAUAUAUAUAUAUAUUCUAGGCUGUAUGGCUGAAAGAUUAAAACAUAAGUUUUUGGAAAAAGAGCGGAUGGUGGAUAUUGUAGCUGGUCCUGACAGCUAUAAAGAUCUUCCAAAUUUAUUAUCUUUGGCAGAUGAAGGACAAAAAGCAGUUAAUGUGAUGCUUUCUGUGGAUGAGACAUACGCAGAUAUUAUGCCAGUAAGAAUGAAUGCAUCAUCUAAAACUGCAUUUGUAUCAAUAAUGAGAGGUUGUGAUAAUAUGUGUACUUAUUGUAUAGUUCCAUUCACUAGAGGUAGAGAACGUAGUAGACCAGUUUCUUCUAUUUUAGAUGAAGUAAAAUAUCUGUCUGAACAAGGAAUCAAGGAAAUCACUCUUCUGGGACAAAAUGUAAAUAGUUUUAGAGAUUUAUCUGAAUCUGCACAAAUGUUUAAAAAGUAUUCUCCAACAAAGGAUAUUCUCAGCUCAGGUUUUCAUACUGUUUACAAAACUCGAAAUGGAGGCUUAAGAUUUGCAGAUUUAUUGGAUAAAGUGUCUGAUGUAAAUCCAGAAAUUAGAAUCAGAUUUACUUCUCCUCAUCCUAAAGAUUUCCCUGAUGAUGUUUUACAUGUUAUUAAGCAGAAACCAAAUAUCUGCAAAUUACUACACCUCCCAGCUCAAAGUGGUAAUUCUGAAGUUCUUCAGCGCAUGAGACGUGGUUACACCAGAGAAGCAUAUUUAGAAUUAGUAGACCAUAUUAGGGAAAUAAUACCAAAUGUGGCAUUUACCUCAGAUUUUAUUUGUGGGUUUUGUGGUGAAACAGAAGAAGCUCAUCAGGACACAUUAUCUCUAGUUGAAAGAGUGAAAUAUGAAUUUGCAUAUGUUUUUCCUUACAGUAUGAGAGAGAAAACUCAAGCAUUUCACCGUUUAAGAGACGAUGUGCCUGAAGAUGUAAAAAAAUGUAGAGCAGAUGAAGUUUAUAAUUUAUUUCGAGCAUGUGCCUUAGAACUACACCAGAAAGAGAUAGGAAAUUAUCAUUUAGUUCAAGUUUUAGGACCAAGUAAGCGUUCUAACUUAGACUGGUCUGGCAGAAAUGACUGGAAUACUAAAGUAAUUUUUCCACAACUACCGAUUCCUGUUGAACAGAAUUCAAGCAAUUGUCAGUUGCCAUCACCUGGCGAUUAUAUAGUUGUAGAGAUUAUGGAUUGUACUUCUCAAGUUUUAAAAGGGAAAGCUCUGUACCUAACUUCACUUCAGAAUUUCUACAGCAAAAUUCAGAAAAAAGCUUCUGUAUGUAUUUGAUGAAAUAAAAUAGUUAUAUUUUAUACCUUC
Messenger RNA from Stegodyphus dumicola, 1344 nucleotides. RefSeq lists its product as uncharacterized. Gene Ontology annotation, biological process: negative regulation of cyclin-dependent protein serine/threonine kinase activity; tRNA modification. Gene Ontology annotation, molecular function: 4 iron, 4 sulfur cluster binding; tRNA-2-methylthio-N(6)-dimethylallyladenosine(37) synthase activity. Gene Ontology annotation, cellular component: mitochondrion; cytosol. The record is from RefSeq and is a predicted model, not a curated record. NCBI's taxonomy places the organism in Eukaryota, Metazoa, Arthropoda, Arachnida, Araneae, Eresidae.